Chrysemys picta bellii (western painted turtle) is the source of this 806-nucleotide messenger RNA. It is a transcript of the gene VMA22, whose product is annotated as coiled-coil domain containing 115. Gene Ontology annotation, biological process: vacuolar proton-transporting V-type ATPase complex assembly. Lineage: Eukaryota; Metazoa; Chordata; Testudines; Emydidae. The record is from RefSeq and is a predicted model, not a curated record.
UCCAAGGUCAUGUGCUCGGGCGAAGGGGAGGGGAGGGGGAACAGCCGGGAUCGCUCGGUCUGGGGCCGAUGGCCGAGCUGGCGCUGCGCCGGGAGCUGGACGAGCGGCUGCUCCACCUGCUGGGGGCGCUGGAGACGUUGCAGGGCAAGAGGGACGAAUUCAACAGCUGCGUGGAGCAGGGCUGGUUCUCGCUCUCUAAGUCCCGCUUCGCCAUGGGCUGCAAGUCGGUCUCUGCCCUGCAGUACGGGGCCCGCAUGGAGCCGCUGGUCCGGGUGUGUGCCAGCCCGAGGGGGGGGUCAAUGGUGUGGUUUAUUCCUUCCAGCGAGGGCGAGAGCGGGCAGGUCGCCUUCCAGGUGAUCCCAGGAGACGGGGACCCGUCCGCAGAGGCUGCUGAGGGGUCACCGGCCGUGGAGGAAAUCGGGCCCCAAGACCAAGUCUUGCGGCAGCGAAAGGGCCCAGGGAAAACUGCGGAUCCUGGCCCCCCCGUGGAGGCAGCCCCCGAACCAGAUUCCCAGAACGGGGCCUCGUCCCGGGACCCACUGACCUGGUUCGGGAUCCUGGUGCCCCAGAGCCUCCGGCAGGCUCAGAGCAGCUUCAAAGAGGGGAUUCUCCUGGCCGGGGAGAUCGCCAGCCUACAGAGCGACAUCGAGGCCACGCGGGCACAGUAUCGGGCGCUGCUGGAGAGAAAGCGCCAGCUGCUGGCCAGAGAGGGGUAGUGCAGCCAACGCCCCCCCUCGGCUUUCGCCCCCCACAGCUGGGUGUAUUGUAACCGCCGCUGCCCACGUCAAUAAACUGGGAUCGCUGCU